AUGUCGCCAAACUUUUUAUCGACAAGAAAGUGUGGAAAAGUUCAUCUCACGGAUGUAAGACAUUUUCCUUUGAUACACUUCACUAAUCUAUUUUUUUUCUUUCAAUUUUUAGUAAACAAAAAAGGCGAAAGCGGCCGAACAGCUCUUCAUCUCGCUGCUGAGAGUGGUAAUUUGGAGGACGUUAAAAAGCUAAUUGCGAAAGGAGCCAGAGUUGAUUCUGAAGAUCAAUUUCAUCAGACACCUCUUCAUUUAGCUACUGAGAAUGGACACAAGGAUGUCGCUGAAAGGCUUAUCAGCAAUGGGGCCAAAGUUGAUGUUAAAGACCAUUAUAAUCAGACAGCUCUUCAUUAUGCUGCUAUGAAGGGUCUCAAGGAUGUCGCUGAAAAAAUCAUCACGAAAGGAGCCAAUCUUGAUUUAGGAGAUAAAAAUGGUGAGACACCUCUUCAUUUAGCUGCAAUGAAAGAUUAUGAGUUUUAG
This is a messenger RNA of Sitodiplosis mosellana (orange wheat blossom midge), 477 nucleotides long. RefSeq names its product 26S proteasome non-ATPase regulatory subunit 10-like. Gene Ontology annotation, molecular function: protein binding. NCBI's taxonomy places the organism in Eukaryota, Metazoa, Arthropoda, Insecta, Diptera, Cecidomyiidae. The coding region runs from base 1 to 477 and encodes 158 amino acids. The record is from RefSeq and is a predicted model, not a curated record. The transcript is spliced from 6 exons.